Messenger RNA from Dermatophagoides pteronyssinus (European house dust mite), 453 nucleotides. RefSeq lists its product as uncharacterized. The record is from RefSeq and is a predicted model, not a curated record. NCBI's taxonomy places the organism in Eukaryota, Metazoa, Arthropoda, Arachnida, Sarcoptiformes, Pyroglyphidae.
AUGUAUACAAGAUUAAUAAUAUUUGUUGAAAAUUGUCAACAUUAUAUAUCGAAAUUAAUAUUAUGGACAUUAAUAAUCAAUGUAACGGCAAGUCAAUUAACAUUAUUAUGUUUGAAAAAUAUUAAAAUAAAUAAUCAAUGGAUUGUAUGGAUAAUAACAAUUUAUUUUCUUUUAUUGGAAUAUUCAUCAUUAAUAUUGUUAACAUAUUUUAUUUCUAAAUUUAAUUCAAAACUUAAUUCAAUACGUUGGGAUAUUGAACGUAUUGUACAUCGACCAAAUUUAAUAAGAAAAUUUGGAAGAAAAUUUUGUUUACUCACAUUAUAUGAACGUAUGAUUAAUAUUAAACCAUGGGGUUUACGUAUCGGUACAAUUACCGUUCUAACUAAAGCUAUUUUUACACGAAUCAUUAUUGUCUAUGCACGUUUUACAUUAUUAUCGAAUAAAUUUACCUGA